Histoplasma capsulatum G186AR is the source of this 1242-nucleotide messenger RNA. Its product is annotated as 3-ketoacyl-CoA thiolase. Gene Ontology annotation, cellular component: peroxisome. NCBI's taxonomy places the organism in Eukaryota, Fungi, Ascomycota, Eurotiomycetes, Onygenales, Ajellomycetaceae. Bases 1 to 1242 code for a protein of 413 amino acids. Gene Ontology annotation, biological process: fatty acid beta-oxidation; phenylacetate catabolic process. The transcript has a single exon. The record is from RefSeq and is a predicted model, not a curated record. Gene Ontology annotation, molecular function: acetyl-CoA C-acyltransferase activity.
AUGUCAGGGACAGCUCAGAAAGGCCUACGGCAAAUUCUCCAAAAGUCUCCGUCCGAUGUCGUCAUCCUCUCUUCACUGCGAACAGCAGUCACCCGGGCUAACAAAGGCGGAUUCAAAGAUGCCUACCCCGAAGAACUGAUAUCUCAUGUUCUGCGCGCGACACUCGCGGCGAACCCGCAGCUGGACCCGACCUUGAUCGGUGAUGUGGCCAUUGGAAGCGUUCUACAAGAGUUGGGUGGCACGAAGGCCGCGCGAAUGGCUCAGAUUCAUGCCGGUUUCCCACCUACAGUACCUUUCCAUACCGUCAGCAGGCAGUGCAGCUCUGGGUUGGCAGCUAUCACCGCCGUUUCACAUUCAAUCUCCGUGGGUGCGAUAUCCGUUGGAAUUGGCGGGGGCAUGGAAUCCAUGACGCGCAAUUAUGGUUCGCGGGCCCUUCCUACGGUUCUGUGGCCGGAACUGCGCGACUCGCCCUCCAAGGAUGCGAGAGACUGCAUCAUGCCGAUGGGCAUCACAUCUGAGAAUGUUGCGGAGCGGUACGGUAUCACGCGCAAGGAUCAAGACUUGUUUUCUGCAGAGUCCCAUAAAAAAGCUGCGGCGGCACAGGAGAAGGGACUGUUCGAUGCCGAAAUUAUACCCAUUACAACUAAAACGUUCCCUGAGGGUCAGCCUGAGGGGCCAGCGACGGAAAUUACGGUCACUAAAGAUGACGGCGUCAGGGCGUCGAUCUCCCUUGAGAAACUAGCUACUCUUAAACCAGCGUUCUCGGCAGCAGGAUCAAGCACCGCUGGAAAUAGUUCUCAGGUCAGUGAUGGUGCGGCUGCCACGUUGCUCAUGCGACGCUCCACAGCAACAGAACUUGGCCUCACGUCCGGCAUCAUCGGAAAAUGGGUAUCCACGCAAGUAGCCGGUUGCGCUCCUGAUGAGAUGGGUAUUGGCCCUUCCGUUGCUAUUCCCAAGGUUCUAUCACACACCGGCCUGUCGAUCUCCGAUGUUGGAAUCUGGGAAAUCAACGAGGCGUUCGCAAGCCAAGCUAUCUACUGUAUUCGAAAACUGGGAAUUGAUGAAAGCAAGGUUAACCCCAAGGGUGGGGCAAUUGCCUUGGGACACCCGUUGGGGGCAACUGGUGCGAGGCAGCUUGCAACUCUGCUCCCGGAGAUGGAGAGGCAGGGAGAGCGGGUUGGAGUUGUGAGCAUGUGUAUUGGAACGGGAAUGGGAAUGGCAAGUGUGUUUGUCCGGGAAUAG